Molecule: messenger RNA, 880 nt
Organism: Quercus lobata
Lineage: Eukaryota; Viridiplantae; Streptophyta; Magnoliopsida; Fagales; Fagaceae
Gene: ARD4
Product: RmlC-like cupins superfamily protein
Exons: 5
Coding region: 97-660 (187 amino acids)
Molecular function (GO): acireductone dioxygenase [iron(II)-requiring] activity
Source: RefSeq, a predicted model, not a curated record
GAAGGUAGUAAAAAUAACAAUAUAAAUGGCAACGGGCACUCAUUCAACUCUUUGAGAAAACAGAAAAUCAGUGACUACAUAAAUAGCAAGGCUUCUAUGGCAAUCGAGGCAUGGUUCAUGGAUGAGAGCGAUGAAGAUCCAAGGCUUCCUCACCAUCGCAAUCCUCAAGAGUUCGUUUCAUUGGACCGAUUGGCAGAGUUGGGAGUGUUGUACUGGCAUUUGAACCCAAAAGACUACGAGAACGAUGAGGAGUUGCGGAGAAUCAGAGAAGCAAGAGGAUACAAUUACAUGGAUUUGCUUGAUUUAUGCCCUGAGAAAGUGGACAACUAUGAAGAGAAGCUGAAAAAUUUCUACACAGAGCACAUACAUGCUGACGAGGAGAUACGUUACUGUUUGGAAGGAAGCGGGUAUUUUGAUGUUCGAGACAAGGACGACCGUUGGAUUCGCAUUUGGAUCAAGGCUGGUGAUCUUAUCAUUUUGCCCGCUGGAAUCUACCACCGGUUCACUCUUGACACCAAAAACUAUACUAAGUUGAUGAGGUUGUUUGUGGGAGAGCCGGUGUGGAGUGCAUAUAAUCGGCCACAGGAGAAACACCCAGCUAGAAAGGAGUACAUCAAGAGUUUGACUGAAAAAGUGGGAAUGACAUUGGAAGCUCACUAGGCAUCGGAUGUCCUAGUUACUUUUCAUCUACUUAUAUGUGUGGUUAGCUAGGAAGAUGAGAGCCUAGCUAUUUACAAAUGUAACCGUGAUGUGUGCACGAUUUGUUGUGUAUGUACUAUAUUUGGAAACUCCUUCCUGCAUUGGCAAAUAAUUGAGUUAUGCACUUGACAAUAUAGAUAGAACUCUAUUUAAAAAAUUAGCAAUGCAUAUUUACUUAUAA